Exserohilum turcica Et28A is the source of this 816-nucleotide messenger RNA. RefSeq lists its product as uncharacterized. The transcript has a single exon. NCBI's taxonomy places the organism in Eukaryota, Fungi, Ascomycota, Dothideomycetes, Pleosporales, Pleosporaceae. The record is from RefSeq and is a predicted model, not a curated record. The coding region runs from base 1 to 816 and encodes 271 amino acids.
AUGGCCGACCCCGUUAACCCUAGUAGUUAUGGGGAUACCUACACCAACCCUUCACAAGACCAGACCAUCAAGGUCACCAGCCUGCCUGACGCCAACCCGCAGAGGGCCCUCUCGCCCGACGCAGCCGCAGCGUUGUACCCGAAUCUUCCCUCGGGUCAGGCCAACAAAGACAUACGCAUGCUGCACCCAGCCGCCUACCUACCACCUGCUGGUCCCUAUAUCAACCCGGCAAGUGAAUCAGUCACAUUGGCGUCGUGGGAAACAUGCUGCUUAACCUGUUUCCAGCCACUGGCCUCUCAUGACCCUCCUUUGGAAAGGAACGACGGCCAAUUCCCUUGUCCAAACGAGUGCGCACUGGCUGCGCCUAUCCAAGCUGCUGGAGCAGUCCAUGCAGCCCAUCCCGGCCAGCCAUGCCCCCGCCUAUAUCUGACUAGGCGAGGCGCGGCUCGCAGACGCAUCUACCGGGUAGGCAACCCCUGGCUCGCUGGGCUACAGAUGUACCCUUCAGAGCCCGAGUGGGCGGUGCUCACGGCGAACGGUUAUAUUGAACCGUUGAGCACUUAUGCGAACAGGUACGCGCCAGCCUUCACCCAAAAAGCCUGGGCCUAUCGUGAGCCCGACGCCCCCAUGCCUUUGCAGAUAGCGUACAAGCACGAAAGACAAGGCACUGCCCCAAUCCCAACAGUCUCCAUGGGUGGAAAUCCCAACAAGAGGCGGAGGCAUGACAACUGGAAUGGCCAGACCCACAACAGGCCGUACGGGUAUCAAGCCGGCCCAACACCGUACCCCAUGGAGGGUAUCAGACCCAUCACAUGA